AAAUUGUUCAAUAGCAAAUUAACACCUAGCUAGCCACACAUACACUUCGAUCGUAAUGGAGAAGAUUGUAGGUGGAAUUUCAAAGUUCAAGAUUGUGUUCAAAAAGCUUCAAAAGAUUUUUCUCUUGCGGGGCAGAACAAAUAAAGAGGGACAUUUUGCAGUGAUUGCUGAUGAUGGGGAAGAACAAAAGAGGUUCGUGGUGCCAUUGAGUUGUUUGAGAAACUCAACAUUCGUGAGACUAUUGGAGCAAGCAGCAGAAGACUAUGGGUUUGAUCAGGGUGGUGUACUAACCAUUCCUUGCAGGCCUAAUGAGCUUGAAAUGUUAUUGGCCCAGCAAUGGCAGCAGCUAGACGGGAGAGGGAGAAAUUCUGUGACCACAUUUGAGUCGCAGUUGAAUUUCUAAGUCUUUAACAAGUUUUGAUUUUAGUGUAUAGAUAAAUUUAGAGGUAAAUAUAACUAUUCCACUUCCACCCUGUGUGGCAGAAAGGAAUUGAAGUGAAAAGCAUGAUACGUGAUGUGAGGGAAAAAAAAAGAGAAAGAGAAAAUAGUGAAAAUUAGAUAAAAGAGAAGGUUAAGUGUGAAUAUAUCAAAGUAGUCUGAUGUAAUACGCUGAUGUUGAAUACUCAUUUUUAAAUUCAGGUGGAACAGCAUCGGAAAGUACAUUGGACUCCUUUGUCUUUUCCUAUUAAAGAUUUUGGGAUAUUAUAGGGGAUGACUUGUUAGAAAGUCCUAGAUA
Molecule: messenger RNA, 736 nt
Organism: Lotus japonicus
Lineage: Eukaryota; Viridiplantae; Streptophyta; Magnoliopsida; Fabales; Fabaceae
Product: auxin-responsive protein SAUR71-like
Exons: 1
Coding region: 56-403 (115 amino acids)
Biological process (GO): response to auxin
Source: RefSeq, a predicted model, not a curated record